Messenger RNA from Peronospora belbahrii, 3138 nucleotides. NCBI's taxonomy places the organism in Eukaryota, Oomycota, Peronosporomycetes, Peronosporales, Peronosporaceae. The record is from the annotation of a GenBank genome assembly.
AUGAGUUCGAUAAUCAAGCGCGAACGAGAAUUGGAAGUGUCGAGUUCAGGUGGUAAUAGCGUCGAAGUUGCAAUUGAAAAAGACUCAAAACGAUUGUGUAUCCGUUCUACUAAGCUUGAUUCGUCAUCUGCUGUAUCUUUUGUCUCUCACCGCCCUCUAUUGACGUCAGUAGAAGGUUUUCAAGCUCUUCACCCAAUGGCUGUCCUGGACGCUAUCCGCACCAAGUUACAGAGCACAUCAGAUCCACAUUUACAAGCUCGUCUUCUUCUACAAUACAGCUCAGCGGCAGUAUCUCCGGAAGCCAUGACAGCAGCAGCAAUCGACUUUCUCUUCUCGUUUUUGCAGCAAAAUCAAACCCAGUCAGAGACACUAAACGACGGGAAUCAGACGAGCAAGGACGUGGGUAAUCGAGGAGCUAUCGUCGUGGGCGCUAUUGUACGAGGUCUUCGACAGCUAUUGGCUGUAAAGGCUUUAGUUGUGGAACCCAUGAUCCAAGUAGACGCCAUGGGCGAGCAGCUCAUGCAGUGCAUCAGUGUGAGCGAAGACUUUAAGCUCCGUCGAGACAUGAUGCGUAUUGUCUUGGACUGCCUUAUGUUCACAAAAAAAUACACACAGGUAGAAACGCUGCUGCACACGUGUGUACAAGACCACGAUAUGGGCAUGCAGACCAUCUGUCUACGUGGAUAUUUGAGACUGCAUGACGCAGGACAGAAUUUUGCUGUUGCAGAGAUGGCUUCAAAUUCGAAAAACAUUGUAACGAAGCAUUUUGAUCGAUUCACGGCGUUUGUUUUGUUCGCACAGAGUGACGAAGUGAAAGUGCUGGCGGCUCAAGUGCUCGUGGCGCUGGCGAAUCGGUACUCGCAGCAUGCAGUUGCUAGUUGCAAGUAUUUUCCGUCAUCGACAUCUUGUGAUACGGUAACAAAGCCAUUGCUUUUACCAGAAAAAACUUUCUAUAUGUUGUGCAUAGCUGGCUAUGAUACGGAGAAAUCGGUUCGGGCUGAAGUUGCAAGGUGUUUGCGUCGAUUUUCGCGGGCUUUGACAAGCGAAGUUGUUGAACACGCCGUAAUUAAGACGCAAAUUGAUGAAGCGGUGGUUGAUGUGUUACCUGAUGUUGUUGAAAUGAAUACACGCUACAUGAUGUCCAGCGGCGUCUUGCUAUCCCUUUUGGAGGACAUCGACAUGGAUGUCGCUGCAGAAGCCUCGCGCACUAUCGCUAGAUUAAGUGAAAUGACAUUGAUUCCUAACGCUGGUGCUGGGCAAUGGAGCCAACGAGCGUUAGAACGUGCCAUUACAGCGCAUUUUGACAUUCUUCCACAUGCGAGGAUGGCCAGUGCUGCACACCUGUGUCGAGUGCUGGUAAAUACAUUGGGUCGCUUGUUAGUGUGUCGGCACAGGGUCAAUACGACGACAGAAUUUACUAUUUCAAGCGCUGAUAUGAGCUGCUUAGUCCGUUGUGCUUUCUUAAGUGCAGAUAGUAGCGGAUCUGCAGUGAUCGGAAUCUUGUUCGUGUUUCAGUAUUGUGAUCUGUCAAGUGUCUGGGCAGUCCAACGCCUUGUUGACUUUGUUCUAGAGGUUGCAGCGUCACCUUUGUUCGACCACGGCGAUGUCAACGAUGAGGAUACUGACUACUGGAACGAGCAGCUUCUUGUUAUGGUACAAAUACUCGGUCAAAAGUGCGCCAAAGUGCUGCAAGUGGACGUUGCCCUGUCAGAUCGCCUAGAGCGAGAGGCGUCUACUCAGCGCAUCGGCAAGCGUCGUUUCUUAGAACGCGUAUGCCAAGCAUUACUGGGCCAUACGGGACUUGAACAUGCCAAAACUUCAGCGGUCUCUGACAAGCCAAAGCCUCCGUCCGACGGAUCUAGUUUAUUUUUUCUCAAUCAUUCGUCACCGUCGGAGACAUUUUCUCGAAGUUCUGAAAACUCGUAUACUGUGUCAGCUGGAGUGGUUAGCGCUAUGACGACCCUGCGAAAGCCUCCACUGGACGUAACAGUUGCGGUGUAUCUCAAAGCGAUUCAUCGACUUCGGAGAGCGCUUGCCGCAGACGAUCUUGACGUUUCUCUUAGAAUUGCGGAUACCCUUGUGCGUCUGCGCCAACACGUGCAGUUGUUUCCUGAUGCAUCAACUACACUGGUGCCGGUGGUACACAAGUACGUUUCAAUGCAAGCAAUGCUCAAUACGAGUCCUAGCGUAAGCUGUGGACACACCAACAACAGUAGCAGGGGGGGUCAAGACCAGAAUGAAGCUAUAGCCUUCACCCAUCUACGGCUUCCAACGGACCUGCAAAAGGGAUGCCAAGAAAUGGUUGACGUUGCCUCAUGUUUGUACGUCAAAGCUUUUGCUCUGACUUUAUUGCCCCGCAUGGAGUUGCUACAGCUGGUCAUGCUUGGCCGUGUAGGCCUCGUGCUGACAUUAUUACAGAACUCCAUCAACAGUCCUCAAACUACCAAAAUUCUACGAUGGAUUGUCAAAGAAGCAACCCGGCUACGUUUCCUUGUUAGUGACAAGCAGUGCCAAGAUGAUGUUUGGCUACCAGUUCAGUCGCUGGCGAAAGUAUGUUCACUGAAUGAAUUGAAGCGUAUUUUUGUGGCUACCGUUCGUAAGGCGUGGCCUGUAAAUCUAAUCGGGAGCGUGAUGUCCCGCUGUACAUCUUCCACGGGCAGUGCGAGUGGUAGGCGCUACCAACAUAUGGCUAUAGCAUUUGCCUCAAUCCAAGAACCCGCGAGUACCAAGCCAGACCCGCGAGAAGUAACAGCAAACUGGCCAUUUGAGCAGCGCGUACGCUUCUUGUUGACAAAUGUGCGGGAUGUCACUCAGGUAUACAUCAAGAGCGUGCUCCCUAACGGCAAUGUGGCGCAUCAUCAUGUGCCCGCAAGUUGCAUCCGUCAUCGAGGACCACGAAAACACUCAGUCGAGCACACGAUCAGACUGACAGUAUCGCCGUUUUCAGAUCCAACAGAAUUCCUUGUGGCGGUUUGCCUAGGUCACCCAACAUUGCCCGGCAGCGUCAAGCAAAAUGCCCAUAAGCCGGACGAAGCAAAUCCCCAAAUGUUCAUUGAGAUAUCUGCGUGUGUGGGCGUGUCCAUCUUCCAGCGCACAAGUUAUACAUCAAAGCAGGCGAGGUCGUCGACUGCACCAUGA